This is a messenger RNA of Schistosoma mattheei, 489 nucleotides long. The record is from the annotation of a GenBank genome assembly. NCBI's taxonomy places the organism in Eukaryota, Metazoa, Platyhelminthes, Trematoda, Strigeidida, Schistosomatidae.
AUGUUAGCUAUUUCUUGUCCAACAGUAAACUGCUACAGAAGACUGCAUAAACAUCUUGCUCCCUCCUGUGUGAAUUGGGAUUUUCAUGAUAGGUAUGUAUCAAUUCGUGUAAAAAACUUUGAUGAGAAACAGACAUACAUAGAAAAUCGUAUACCAUCGUCCGCAUCUUGUUCUUACCAUGUGCUUGCUGCCACAAUAGCAGCUGGACUAGAUGGCUUGGAACGUCAGAUACACCCUCCACCUUCAGGUUUGAAACUAGCAAAUGGUCAAAUUGGUGUCUGUAAAGUACUUCCCAAUACAAUUCAACAGGCUCUACAUAGUCUUAUGGAUGACAAAAUACUUGUGAACAAGUUGGGAGCAGAUUUUGUUGAUUGGUAUAUUCAAGUGAAAAAGAAUGGAGAUUUGUCAUCACUUGGUCAUUUAAAUAUACAUGAUAAUACUGAAGAAACACUGGCUUAUGAAAGAUAUGAAUAUUUCAACUUUAUGUGA